Trichoderma aggressivum f. europaeum is the source of this 801-nucleotide messenger RNA. RefSeq lists its product as uncharacterized. NCBI's taxonomy places the organism in Eukaryota, Fungi, Ascomycota, Sordariomycetes, Hypocreales, Hypocreaceae. The transcript has 2 exons. The coding region runs from base 1 to 801 and encodes 266 amino acids. The record is from RefSeq and is a predicted model, not a curated record.
AUGGGGGUCCCUGAAGAUCAGGAAACGGGGGCCGCUGAGCCUUCAGUGCCAGCUCAGAAUCCAACUCAGGAUUCAACUCAAGGUCCAGCAUCCGAUGUAGACGAGAAAGAGCAGAGCCGACCUGUUGCGGAGGACACAAAAGAUGGAAACGGAUCAAAAACCGUACCCAGCUCACGCUUCACGUAUCACCAACUUUUUUACAUCUUUGGCUUGGAUGGUAUUGGCGCGUUGAUACUCUCGGGCGGCAUCAACUUUGCCAUUGCCUAUGCCAUGUAUACAAGGCAAAGCAAACCUAUUCGUCUCUGGCAGCUUCCCAAUACAUUUGCCGGUGAUGCUGCCGUCACCAUCAUUAUACAAUGUAUAAUUACCUGGUUCAUCGAGCUCUUCAUCCUUCGCUACGAUCUUAGCCAGGGCGGAGUGCAGCCCAUCGGCUUCAUCGCACAGCCCACACAUCCCUGGCUACGAUUCUUCUUCUUCCUCCCGCAAGAUGCCACUGCCGAGAUUGAGCGGAAACCUCGACCAUGGUCCUUACUGGAAAUUAUUCAGCAGGCUUUGAGAGGUUUUAGCUUUGCUGUUGUGAGCUUUCUCAUACUAUGGCCCAUCUUCAUGGGCGCGCUGACUGCUUUCGGGGUCAAGGAAGGCGGCGAUUAUUACUACCAUAACAAGUGGGUGCCCCAAGUGUUCAAGCUGAUAUUGGGUGGAGUGCUGGGUCUGCUCGUCACACCGUGGAUGGCCAUGUUUUGGUUGGUCAAGGCUGGCUGGGAACACAGAGAGAAGGAUUCGACGACUGCAGAAGUAUAG